ACGGCACAUCCGGCCAUGGCCAUGAAUCGGAAUCGGACACCGACCGGACAAAUACGGGACGAUUUUCUGCUCGAGACUAACUUCGACGACGAUGGAGCCCUCACGCGUGCCUACAACACCCUACCGCAACAGCAGGCUGCCACCAACACCGAACGCAGCCUGGUACCUUAUCGUUCGAACUUAUCGGUGGAUCGAUACUCGGACACAACUCUACACGGCAAACCACGGCGGAGAGGUGGUUGCUGUAAAUCAUGCAUUACACGGAUACCGUACGCGACGCUGAUUGCGACGGUCAUGUGCCUUAUCGGAGUCGCUGUCUUCUGUGGCACGAUGUUCCGUGGCACCUCGCUGGCCAUCAUCAUGCUCGAUCAAGUGUUUCACCUGCGGCUGCCCUGGAUCGAGGCGGUUCAGAUGAUUUUCGUUGUAAUUGGCGCCUCCAUGGCAGCCCUUGGGUUGAUGAUUCUGUUCGUCGGAUUCCUGGCCACGGGUGCUACCCGUCACAAGGUGUAUCGGGCGUGGGGGUCGCGUGUCGGUGGCCGCAUCUCGUGCGCCGUCUUUAUGGCUAUCACGUACGUGCUGAAUAUCGUGUGGAUACUGAUCCUUUGCUUUUUGGCCAUCGUCACGUUUGUGUUUACCGUUUUUUGGAACAUGUGCGCCAACAACAACGUGCAGACUCAUCGUGAUUGCAUCGACCUAACGCAGUUCUACUUUAUGUUCCCGGAAGGCGUCAAGCAGGAAGAUAUGAAGAUAUGCGAACCGGCUAAAGUAAAAGCGUUUUGCAAGGAUGGCGUGGAAAAGUGCGAGAUCAUGUUCAUCCUUGCAACGGUGUCUUGUCUGUUGAUUAUUCUCAGCUUCGUACACUACCUGAUGUGUCUGGCGGCCAACUAUGCGCAUAUUCGAGAUCACGAGAAAUUCCAAGAGCUGCAGGAAAUGCAGAACCUCACCGAGAUGGAGUACAGUGCCGCGUCUAAGGAUAGAUUCUAGGAUACGGCCCAGGAGAUCUACAUUGAGCACAGCACCUGAGGGUGGCCUCGCAAGGCCUGCGCCUAUGGUGCUGUACGAGCAGCUUACGUUUAAAUUUGCUCCCUUGUGAGUCUCCCGGCCCUCCGGGUGGCCACUAUAGCGCUGUCUUUUUUUACGAUUUUUGAUACUAAGUUUUCAAACUGUUACGUUACGACGAAUCGUGCCGGCAAAGCAGGCGAGCCUAAACCGGGCUUCGAUUCUCCCACUGUGUGGAUGAUUAACUUACUACUAAGCGGUACUGUACCGAAUGUAUUUUUCCGCAUCUCUCCGUCUUCUACACCGUUGAUUGUGUUAGCUUUCGUUAAUUUUCAAUCCGUCCAAAAGGGAAAAGUGCCCUGCGAUACGAUGCCCUUGAUACGGUGUGCUUACUGCUUCCGCUUGGAUUACUUCUAUCCUUUUCCCUAUCGUUUUGGCCAUCAAAGCAUACGCUCGGCAUGUUUGCCCAAUAUAGAUACUCCUGGAUGCAAGUAGAACCGAUAACAUUAAGCGACAACGACACUACAGUAACGGCUCAGAGAAAAUCACAUCCCUGCGCAUCGAAUAUUAGCCAAGUAAUAACGAUACCGACACGGGAAAGUACGCUUCGUUCCUUUCCCCGUAGCAGGAAGAAUCCAAUAAGUCUGACGAGGUAACAAUAAGCAACACAAGCGUCUUUACUGCACCAAAACGAUGGCACACGAUCAUAAGCGAAGUUUUUAGGACGCGUGUAACAUCCCCAGAGUGUGUUCAACGUGCUUCAGUGGAAUGGCACCCGUUCCGUUAAUGCGUCGGCAGCUCCAGGAGCAAUUGACGGCCGCAUCAUACAGUCGGUAAAAGAAGCGCUUUUGGAACAGACAUAUCGAAUAGGGAUACGGAUGCAUGUGUAAAGCUCGUGCCGAAUGAAGCACUCCGCGUGUCUCCGCGAUGUAAAAGUAUAACAGUAAUUCACACAACUGCAACUGCAACAAGAAAAUAGGCAGCACUCCCCAAAUGUACCUCUUACGAAAGAAGCAACAUGAUGCAUUCCAGUGUGAUAAAAUAGUGAAGAAAGUAAUAGUGUAGAGAUUAACCUCCCCCUACCGGCAUAGAAGCUCAACUCAUGGUGAAAACUAUUGCUGCCUGCAAAAAACAAGACACAAGUAUUGUAAAAGACAUGUGCGUAUAUAAAAAUGGUAUAUAUUUUUAUAUCUAUUGAGAGUAGAGUUAAAGAAACAGAAACCCACAGCAUUAUUCCACGGUAGAGAGUGGAUUCCAUAUAGAAUAGGAUUCCACGACAAGACGCUGGGAUGGUCAUAUUUUUAUAAACCACUCCAACGCACACUCUCCAGGGGCGAGAACCUUUUUGGGGGCCGCUGGUGUGAUCUCCUCGAAUUAUACUAAAAUGAAGUGCACAAAUUCGUGGUUUCAGGAGGAAACGAAGAAAAACAUAACUAUGGUAUGAUGCUAAGUGCAUUCAUAAAAUGCAUUUUUUGUAUUAGAUAUUUAAUUCCGUGCCGCUUUCCUCUUGUGUACUUGUACCAUCUAAACGCUCACAGAUCUCGAUCAACGAGAAAGAUUUUUUAUUGCAUUCUUUUCCUCAUAGCUAUAGCUCAUAGUCUUCAAAAAUGUUCAAAGAAAACAUGCUUAUUUACCCACGCGUAUUCUGAGCAUUUACAUACGCUUCUAAAUCCCAGCUUAUCGUCGUUUAAAUCCAGCCAGCGAAAAACAACGUUUGAAUAACCACCGUGGUCGAUUGAAGCGUUCUGAUUGUGCCCAAAUUAUGCCUAAACAAUCACCUUUUUACUCUAUUCUAUAAGUGUUCUCUGUACUAAGUAUUUAAUCGUCGUUCAUGUAACCCAACCCCAUGUUUAGAGGAUAAUUCUUAGCAUUUCUCUUCAGCUAUCUACUAUUUCAAUGGUUCAAUCGUUAACAUCAGGCAUGGAUAAAUUUGAGUCUAUUCGUUCCAUUCACACUUCUACGAAAAUGACAACUAAUAACUUUCUCAUCCCUCUAUUCGAUAAUGAUAAUUGAGCAAUUUUUCUAACAAAAAUGAUUAAAAAAUCGGCAAAAAGAAUUGAAUUUACAAAAUUCAUAACGCGCACAUUCUAUUGAUAGUGAGUAGACCGUUCAAUGAUUGUUCAAAUUUCGGUAGUUACAUUAGUAAAUCGUCUCUUGGUUAUCGCUGCGGCACAAAGGAUAUAUUUUUCUUUAAUAUUUAGAAAAAAAUAAAUAUAGGAUAGAUUUUCUCUUAUUUUGUAAUUCGAACAUUCCAACCUGUCGGAAACAUUUCUUUUGUUUUUUUUAACGGAGUUUUCUUUACCGUUUUGUAGUUUCAAUUUCAAUUACUUUGUAACGAGAAAUAAAAUUCAAAUAAAAGUAUUAUGAGA
Anopheles nili is the source of this 3368-nucleotide messenger RNA. It is a transcript of the gene M6, whose product is annotated as neuronal membrane glycoprotein M6-a. The record is from RefSeq and is a predicted model, not a curated record. The transcript is spliced from 3 exons. The coding region runs from base 16 to 984 and encodes 322 amino acids. Gene Ontology annotation, biological process: neuron projection development. Gene Ontology annotation, cellular component: plasma membrane. NCBI's taxonomy places the organism in Eukaryota, Metazoa, Arthropoda, Insecta, Diptera, Culicidae.